Messenger RNA from Verticillium alfalfae VaMs.102, 849 nucleotides. RefSeq names its product CCR4-Not complex subunit Caf16. Lineage: Eukaryota; Fungi; Ascomycota; Sordariomycetes; Glomerellales; Plectosphaerellaceae. Bases 1 to 849 code for a protein of 282 amino acids. The record is from RefSeq and is a predicted model, not a curated record. Gene Ontology annotation, molecular function: ATP binding; ATP hydrolysis activity. The transcript has a single exon.
AUGGCGCCCGCUCGCUCUCCCACCCUCGCGACGAAUAACCUGACCUACACCUUUCCCGACUACUCCACGGGCAUCCGCGACAUCACGCUCGACCUGCCGGCCCAGUCUCGCACUCUGAUCAUUGGAGCCAACGGCGCCGGCAAGACGACAUUGCUGCGCCUCCUCGCCGGCAAGCGUCUCGCCCCCUCGGGCACCAUCUCGGUCGGCGGCGUCGACCCCUUCAAGGAGGGCCUCGAGGGCGUCACCUACCUGGGCCUCGAGUGGGUCCUCAACCCUAUCGUCCGCACCGACAUUGGCGUCAACGAGCUCCUGCGCUCCGUCGGCGGCGACGCCUACCCUGAGCGCCGUGACGAGCUCAUCGGCGUCCUCGACAUUGAUACGACCUGGCGCAUGCACGCCGUCAGCGAUGGCGAGCGCCGCCGCGUCCAGCUCGCUAUGGGCCUCAUUCGACCCUGGACCGUCCUGCUCCUCGACGAGAUCACCGUCGACCUCGACGUCUUGAGCCGCGCCAACUUUCUCGGCUGGCUGCGCGCCGAGACCGAGACACGCGUCUGCACCGUCGUCUACGCCACCCACAUUCUCGACAACCUCGCCGGCUGGCCCACCCACCUCGUCCACAUGCACCUCGGCCGUGUCAAGGAGUGGAACCGCGCCGAAAAGUUCCUCGAGGGCGUCGACGAGAAGAGCGGCAACAGCACCCUUGGCCAGCUCGUCCUGCGCUGGCUGCAGCAGGAUCUCGACGAUCGCGGCCCUCGCUCGCAGGCCGGCAUCGGGCCCGAGGGCAAGACCUACUCGGCUGGUGGCUAUGGUGGUUACGGCGACGAAUCGACCAAGAUUGCGAAGAAGUAA